UGGGAGGAAGAGAAAAAACAACAGUGGAAGACAAAAACACUCUCUCCUCUUCUUCCUCCUCCAUUGGUCUCCUACUCUGUAAAAAAACACUCAAACUAGAUUCAGAAAUCUCUUUCUUCCCCAUCUCUCUUCUUUGGAGACCAAUAAAUUGGGUAAAGCAGAAAAGAAAUUUCAGAACUUUACAAACAACAAGAUCCAGAACAGUGGAAGAUUCUGCAAUAGAGAACACGAAUCAAGUGAUUAGUGGGGAUUCAGUAUUACUUACUACUCCAAACUAAUACAAAAACCCAUCACUCAUUUACUGGUAAAGUUCUUCUUUUUAUUUCUUUCUCAUAUCUCUGAAAACACUAGGUUUCUGUACUCUUUCAGUUAGAGAUCUUGUUUUUUAGUGAGCAGUUGGGUCUGAUUUGGUUGUUUAAAUGAUGGGUUUAGUUGGGUUUCAGCCUUUAUGUCCAUUUGGAUGAUAAUUUCUGACAUGGGUUUUCACCAGAUAAAUAGAUUUUUGGGAAUAGAUAGAGAAAUUCUCGUUACUCAAUCUUAAUUAGUUAUUCUGUUGUAAUGUAAGGAAACCCUUUAUGAGAAUUUCAGUGAUUGGAUGAUAACUGGCAUCUUAAAUUUAAGACAUGGAAAUGAAGGAUUAACUUGGGGGUUUGGAUUGGAUGAAGUGAUUCUUGUUUGGAUAUAUGUAUUUGUGUUUCUUAAAGUGGGAUUGAAUACUAAAUAACAGUGAAUUGAUUGCGGUUUAUUGAAAUGGCGUCUACUAUUAGAAGAACGUUGUCGCCGGUGCCACAAGCUAGGGCAACUAAUGGGGAGGCUCAUUCAGUGCCUUCUCCCUUGUCCAAGUCUUCUAAUACUACUCAGAACCACAUUCCAUCAGUAGGAUUAUUGACUAAAAUUUUGGGUUUGAUGGAGUCUAAUCCAAUUUUGUAUAGACUUCAAGCUGUUCUUCUUGGUAUUUUCACACAGAGAUCAUCCAGGUCUUUGGAGAGGUCAAAAUCCAAGGUGUCGUUCUGGAGAAGAGCAUUUUUCAAAUUUUUCAUUUUCUUUUCAAUUGGUAUUUUCUUUGGUUUCAUGCCCCUUUUCUCCAACUUUUCCGAAAAUAUUAUGUCGAAGAAUCAAACGUUCUUAUUCGAUGCCAUCCCAGUGGCUGGAAAUGUUAAUCAGCACGAUGGUACCUUCAAAAGCAGGAAACAAGGAUUAGGGAAUUUUUUACCGAAGGAAAACUCUAGCCUAGAGAUAUUAGCAGAUAAGCGGGAUAUGAUAGAUGAAAUUUCUGGUGUUAACUCCUCUACUAAACUGACUAUUGAGGAUUCAGAUUCUGUGUACCGGAAGCUUUUGAUAAUUGUUACUUCUACAUAUGCUCGACCAUUUCAAGCCUACUAUCUGAAUCGUUUGGGUCAGACACUUAAGCUGGUGCAAGCACCACUGUUGUGGAUAGUGGUGGAGAUGCCGUCACAGUCGCCAGAAACAGCUGAUAUCUUAAGGAAAACUAGGGUUAUGUAUAGACAUCUUGUGUGCAAUGAGAAUGAAACCACUACAAGGAACAGAGGUCUUCACCAAAAAAAUGUGGCUUUGUCGCACAUUGAAACGCAUCAUCUUGAUGGAAUCGUGUACUUCGCAGACGACAAUAAUGUGUAUACUCUCGAGCUUUUUGAGCAAAUGAGGAAGAUCAGUCGUUUCGGCACAUGGCCGGUUGCCAUGUUAACAAAUAGCAAGAGUAAAGCCACGGUGGUAGCUCCUGUUUGCAAUGCAAGCCAAAUAACCGGAUGGCACACAACUGAUAGGAACCGAAGACUUCGGAGAUUCCAUUCUCCUAUCUCGGGGCUUGCCUUUAAUAGUACAAUAUUGUGGGACCCCAAGAGAUGGCGUCGCCCAAUGCUGGAACCUAUUAGGCAGCUUCACAAAGUCAAAGAAGUCAUACAGGUGAGCACAUUUAUUGAGCAAUUAGUUGAAGAUGAAUCCCAAAUGGAAGGUUUUCCGGAUGAUUGCUCGAGAAUUCUGGUUUGGCAUCUCCCUCUAGAAGCUUCUUUGUCCAUGUACCCCAGUCAAUGGUUGAUUAAGAACAAUCUGGAUGUUAUUUCACCACUUACCUGAACAGAACCAUCUUAUAGACUAGGCAGCUAGGCCAUUGCCCAGAGCCUCGAAUUGUCGGGGCCCAAUUUUUUUAAUUUUUCUUACAGCAAUGUUUGUUUUUCUUACCUAUGUAGGUAGAGUGCUUUUACAUAGUGGUCUAGCACUGAUUUUGUUGAUAGUCGCUUUAUCUGGGUGUUAUUGAAGGCCGUUCUUAUUUUUUAAGCACCCCGUGUUGCUUUCUAAUACCAUCUAGCCAUUACUUCACUCUUGUACCAUUAGAAUAUCACUAUACCACUAGCAGAAGAUGAAAUUUCAAUUUGAA
Papaver somniferum (opium poppy) is the source of this 2395-nucleotide messenger RNA. RefSeq names its product probable beta-1,4-xylosyltransferase IRX9H. Gene Ontology annotation, cellular component: Golgi membrane. Lineage: Eukaryota; Viridiplantae; Streptophyta; Magnoliopsida; Ranunculales; Papaveraceae. The record is from RefSeq and is a predicted model, not a curated record. The transcript has 3 exons. Bases 751 to 2094 code for a protein of 447 amino acids. Gene Ontology annotation, biological process: glucuronoxylan biosynthetic process; plant-type secondary cell wall biogenesis. Gene Ontology annotation, molecular function: galactosylgalactosylxylosylprotein 3-beta-glucuronosyltransferase activity; xylosyltransferase activity.